This is a messenger RNA of Aaosphaeria arxii CBS 175.79, 2681 nucleotides long. Its product is annotated as kinase-like protein. Gene Ontology annotation, biological process: protein phosphorylation. Bases 481 to 2271 code for a protein of 596 amino acids. Gene Ontology annotation, molecular function: ATP binding; protein serine/threonine kinase activity. The record is from RefSeq and is a predicted model, not a curated record. The transcript has a single exon. NCBI's taxonomy places the organism in Eukaryota, Fungi, Ascomycota, Dothideomycetes, Pleosporales.
UGGGCCUUCCCCAGAUAAUCCCGUUCCCCCUUCUGGCCUUUUUUUCCCAACAUCCUUUCUUUAACGCGACAAAAAGAAAUCCACCUACAAACCACGAACACACUGCCAGGAACCGCGCCUGGCAAAAGAAUCGAGAGAACAAUACUUCCAAAACCUUCGCAUAUGGGCCCACCGACCGCUUCCUAUACAUCCUCCUGCGUCUGCACCCUGGCCGUCAGCGCGACUCCAAAUAUUAUUCUAGCUUUCGGGCUCUCCAAGACUGAAGCCAGCUUUGGCUCCUUGAUUGAUCGUGCAGCCGCAGGAGGUCCGCCUUGAAUAGGGCGGACGGUAAUAUUUGAUCUCAAAUACAAAGAUUGGAUGUGCGCAGUUUCCCAGAACUGUCGGGAAUGCAAUUACUAACAGAAACUGCUUAGAAUCAGGUCGAGGCUUGAUUAAGCGAAGCAGUUGGACUUUUGAAUUCAUAUCCACCCACUAGCUCACAUGGCGCUGUUCACCUUCGAUCACGACGAUGCUCACCUAGGGCAAAAUAAGGCGCAACAUGAAACCUCCUCUACUACCAAUUGCGCUGGGACGAUCGUGAAUGGAAUGGCUAUGGACAUCGAUAUCCCCAACGCCGGCUCAAACGCAACUUCGGGAACCCCUCCAAUGAACAUAUCUUCCACUGCACCCAAGCGUUCACUACAGCCGGCUGCUGUCAAUGGAAACCAGCAGCUCGCGCCGCCGGAAAAGUUGGAUUUCGAGGCUGUCCUGAAGAAAGCUCAGAAGAAGAAAAAGAAGAAGCGAGCCAUGAAGCCUGGCGCUCCAGCUGCGACCACUGUCCGUGGAUUUCAGACACCCGUCACAUCUGGCGGGGAGGAAUCCGACUUCUCGGUCUCGAUCACGAGCACGCCGCGACUUGGACCAAUCUCAAAGCUCCCUAGCAUCACCAGUAGCCCAGCGCUGAAACCAUUGAAUGGCCAUGGGGGCAUCACGAACCUCAAGCAACAACUCGAGAGUUUGAACAUUGGCUCCCGGUUCGAUUCGCCAUUCCGAGGAACCUUUCCCGGAGUAGCAUCGGGUCUUUCGAGCAAUGCAAGCGUCUCCGGACUUGAUAGUGACAGCGACCGGACUGAAAUGGAGAGCUACGAAAUCAAUCUGGAAAAUGAUUUCAUCAGUCAAGAUGCUCCUUCCAAGACAUCGACCAUGACAUCUGCGCUUGGAAGGGUCGAUUCUGACCAAUACAUGCGUAAGAUGACCGCAGAAGAUUUCGAGCCCUUGACUUGUCUCGGGAAGGGUAGUUUUGGUACUGUUCUGCUUGUCAAACAACGCGCGACCGGUCGUCUCUACGCACAGAAACAGUUCAAGAAAGCUUCCAUCACCGUGCAUAAACGACUUAUCGAACAAACCAAGACCGAGCGGGCUAUUCUUGAGAGCGUGAACCGACAUCCUUUUGUAGUCAAGCUCUUUUACGCUUUCCAAGAUCACGAAAAACUCUAUCUUAUCCUUGAGUACGCACAAGGCGGGGAGCUCUUCCAUCAUCUUGCGACUCAGCGCAUGUUUUCCGAGGACGUCACGGCAUUUUACAUGGCGGAAAUGGUACUCGCUCUUGAUCACUUGCAUCGCACUGUUGGCGUCGUUUACCGCGACUUGAAGCCUGAGAAUUGCUUGUUGGAUUCCGAGGGUCAUCUCCUACUCACCGAUUUUGGCCUGAGCAAGGUUGCCGUUGACGAGGAUGCGAAAUGCAACUCCUUCCUCGGAACGAUCGAAUAUAUGGCUCCAGAGGUUAUUCAGGGCGCUGAAUAUGGCAUGGCCGUAGACUGGUGGUCUCUUGGCGCGCUCGGGAUGGAUCUUCUCACUGGGUCUCCACCAUUCACGGGAAACAAUAAUGCAAAAAUCCAGGAAAAGAUCCUCAAGCAGAAACUUGUACUUCCUUUCUACUUGAGUGCCGAUGCGAAGGACCUUCUCACCCGUCUGCUCCGCAAAGAGCCCAAGAAGCGUUUGGGUUCGAAUAUGCCUAAAGACCUCCAGACGAUCAAGUCUCAUCGGUUCUUCCGCAAGAUCAAUUGGAAGAAGUUAGAGGCUAGAGAGUUGGAACCGCCUAUCCAGCCCCUCAUUACCGACCCCGAGUUGGCCGAAAAUUUCGCGUCGGACUUCACAGAUCUGCCUCUCAGCCCUGUCGCCACGAGGAAGGGGUUUGACGAGUUCAUGGCGGCGAGUGAGCAGGAUCCUUUCGGUGGGUUCAGCUUUGUAGCCAGCCAAAGCCUUCUCGAGAGCGGCUUCCUUGACGACUGAGUGCUGUUGCACCAAUCCAUAUCUGUUCCGACCUUCAGUCACGUUUUUGCUAUCGCCAUCAUUCUCUGCCAUUCUUUGUUUACAGUUGCUAGAAAUGCAUGGCUCCUGUUUUCUUAACGCAUUCUGCUGGUACCAUACUGGCUAUUCAUUGUGGGCGAAUUUCAUACAUCUUUCUUACGGAGGACAUAAUUGCAAGCGGCCGGUUCAUCAAUUCAUUUUGCUUUCCGUCUUAGUGCUACGGUUGCCGCAUCUUGCCGGUUAGAAACCAUGGCAUUCUACAUCUAUCAACAUGGUCUUUUAUUCUUGGAGCGCAAUCGCACCUCUUCUCUUGACUGUGAAUGUGAACGACAUGAACGACACUGCCGCUCGGUGCACUUACAUGCUGAUAUGCUGAAGUUUCAGAUAAGUAC